AUGUCUCCAUCUGCAACUUCGGGCGGUUCCUUCUCUGGAAGUAGGAGAUCUGGAAGACCGUCGCGACGCGGACGCUACAGGCCCAACGGAGAACCCCGGUCACGACGUGGGGGAAGGAUCGACGACUCCACCGAAUUGCCUGCCGCCGGUACUGACGUUGUUCCGGCUCCGCCGCUUAUCGUGUUUCGCGACUGGCUUAGCGGCUGCGUCGGCACAAGUAGUUAUCAAACCGUCGAUGUCACAACAAGUGGAACACGAGAGCAGCCGCAGAGUUGCAUUGGGAUUCCAUCAGCACGGCGAGGUGCAAGUCCAGAAGGUGACACCGGAUUAAACCGCCAACCAGCACCACGAGCGGAAAACGACGCAAGCAGUGAGAUGUUGAAUUUGUCGAAUUUACACCCGUCCUUCCGCAGGUUCGCGCCGUUUCUUCGUACUAGCCAGGAGGCUGCGAAGGACUCGGACUCACCGGCGGAACAAGCGAACUUCGGAAAUCCACCCAGGCGCACCAUGUUGCUGCUCGCGCAGCAAGAAAACGAGCGGGGAGAAGGGCAAUCCGCUGCUGGCCCGCGCGAGGACCUCUCGUAUUCUUAUUCUUCUGGCCGCGGUGGCGGGUCUUCGUCCCACGGCCCGUAUCGAAUGAAGAAAGCGAGCUCGGGUUUCUCGCUGUCCGACUUUUUUUCCUUUUCCACGCCGCUAUCAUGAUGAUCAAACCUCCCGUGGUCCGCGUUGGCAUGUGACGCUAGCUACAGAGUCGAAUUGCAUAUGCAUUGCCAGACCGUGUCAAGAGUUAUUCCUUCAUACACUUACACUUUUUGUACUAAAGAAUGAAAUGCAUAUCCCUUUCCUUUACUAGCCUUAUCCCGCUUCCCGUGUCCAGUAACCUGCAGACUUAAUAGUAUUCCGCUAGAUGAAUAGCAGCACUCAGCGCGUCUCUGUAGAGAAUCGCUGUCGGCGCUUCAGCACAGGCAGGCCCAUCUGCCGGCGAUUUUCAAAGCGUCAGAACGGCGUCGGCACGAUCCGGCACCGGCCGGCGCGGCGGGCAGGUUGGCCUUUGCCGUCAUCUUGCACGCUGGCACCGGCGUGGCCGCGAUCUGGCGGCGGGGGGCGGGCAUGGUCGGGCACCGGCUUGGCCAGGGCCCGACAGCGGCCGGCGUUGCCAGGGUCCGGCACCGGCUUGGGCAUGAUCGGGCACCGGCACGGUCAUGCCCAUGACCUGGCACCGGCGUGGCCACGACCUGGCACCGCCUUGGCCAUGAUUUGGCUGGCACCGGCUUGGCCGCGGCCUGGCACUUGCUGCCAUGGCCAUGAUUCCGCACCGGUUUGGCUAUGCUCUGGCACAGGCAGGCAGGCAGGCUUGGCCAUGAUUCAUCUGGCACCGGCUUGGUCACGACCUGGCGCCGGCGGGCGCGGCUAGGCCAUGAUCUGGCACCGGCUUGGCUUUGUCAUGAGAUGAUCUGGCCCCGGCUUGGCCAUGACUUGGCGCCGGCUUCGGCCUGGCCACGACCUGGAACGGGCCUGGCCAUGAUCUGGCACCGGCUUGGCCAUGAUAUGGCACCGGCUUGGCCAUGGUCUGGCGUCGGCCUUGCCGCGACCUGGCACCGGGCGGCUUGGCCAUGAUCUGGCGCCGGGUUGGCUUUGAUCUUUCUCAUCAGGCGCUGGCCUGGCCAUGAUCUCUCUGGCACCCACCGGCUUGGCCACGAUCUGGCACCGGCUUGGGCAUGAUCUGGCACCGGCUCGCCCACGACCUGGCACCGGCUCGACAGGCUUUGGUCAUGAUCUGGCCCCGGCUUUGCCUCGACCUGGCACCGGCUGGCUCGGCCCUGACUUGGCACCGGCUUGGCAGGCUUUGGCCAUAAUCUGGCACCGGCUUGGCCAUGAUCUGGCACCGGAUUGGCCAUGAUCUGGCACCGGCUUGGCCAUGAUCUGGCACCGGCUUGGCCAUGAUCUGGCAUCGGCUUGGCCACGACCUGGCACCGGGCGGCUUGGCCAUGAUCUGGCACCGGCUUGGCCAUGAUGUGGCACCGGCAGGCUUGGCCAUGAUGUGGCACCGGCAGGCUGGCAGGCUUGGCCGUGAUCUGGCACCGGCGGGCUUGGCGGGCUUUGUUCGGCCGUGAUCUGGCACCGGCCUUGCCGCGACCUUGCGCCGGUUAGUUUGGCCCUGUUUGGCACCGGGUUGGCCAUGAUCUGGCACCGGCCUGGCAGGCUUCCUCUGGCCACGACCUGGCGCCGGCUCGUGCUUCGAGGUUUCGUCUCGCACGUUGCUGCCCCGCCUCGAGGCUUCGCUGCUUCGGGUCUUCGCUGCUUCUGGGCUUCGCUGCUUCGGGGCUCCGCUGCUUCGGGGCUCCGCUGCUUCGGGGCUUCGAGGCUUUGGGGCUUCGAGGCUUCGGGGCUUCGCUGCUUCGGGGUUUCGCUGCUUGCUUCGGGGCCUCGAGGCUUCGGGGCCUCGAGGCUUCGUUGCUUCGAGGCUUCGCUGCUUCGAGGUUUCGCUGCUUCGAGGUUUCGCUGCUUCGAGGCUUCGCUGCUUCGAGGCUUCGCUGCUUCGAGGCCUCGCUGCUUCGAGGCUUCGCCGCUUCGAGGCUUCGGGGCUUCGCUGCUUCGAGGCUUUGCGGCUUCGAGGCGUUGCCGCUUCGAGGCUUUGCGGCUUCGAGGCUUCGCUGCUUCGAGGCUUCGCUGCUUCGAGGCUUCGCGGCUUCGAGGCUUCGCUGCUUCGAGGCUUCGCCGCUUCGAGGCUUCGUCGCUUCGAGGCUUCGCUGCUUCGAGGCUUCGCUGCUUCGAGGCUUCGCUGCUUCGAGGCUUCGCUGCUUCGAGGCUUCGAGGCUUCGCUGCUUCGGGGCUUCGCUGCUUCGGGGCUGCGCUGCUUCGCGGCUUUGCUGCUUCGAGGCUUCGCCGCUUCGAAGCUUCGCUGCUUCGAGGUUUCGCUGCUUCGAGGCUUCGCUGCUUCGAGGCUUCGCGGCUUCGCCGCUUCCUUCGGCGUUUCGAGGCCUCAUCGUUUCGAGGCUUCGCCGCUUAGAAGCUUGGGCACUUUGUCUGCAUUUCGUUGUUGUUGUUUUUCGUUUCUAUUCUUUGUUUUUGUUUUUUAUUUUCAUUCUUUGUUUUCAUUCUUUGUUUUCGUUUUUCGUUUCUAUUCUUUGUUUUCGUUUUUCGUUUCCAUCCUUUGUUUUCGUUUUUCGUUUCCAUUCUUUGUUUCCAUUCUUUGUUUCCAUUCUUUGUUUGCGUUUUUCGUUUUCAUUCUUUGUUUUUGUUUUUCGUUUCUAUUGUUUGUUUUUAUUGCGGGAUACUAUUAAAUAAUGGGUUUUCUGACUUAUAACUAGAGAUUGCAUGUUCUCCGUCGAUCAUGGUGUUUGUAUUCCUGAUUCACUCGAGACUUGAAGCAGGCUUGACAUCAAAAUGAAGGCAUCACUCACGAUGCACGACUGAGGUUUCGGUGAUAUUAUUGUCAGCUUCACAUACUCGUAUCGUACUCGUAGUAAUGCUGCGCUUGUAGUAAUCCUAAUCCAGGGAUCAGGGGCGUUUUCAUCGUCACAGCAGGCUGGUGGGGAAGCAAAUCCGGUGGAUGACGAAAGUUACUACUACGCGGGAGCCCGUGACCUGCUGCAACGAGCGUAGAAGAUGAAGAGGUCUAUUGAACCUUGCCGAGGAAGCAAUUUGGAUAUGGAGAUUUUACCAUGGAUGCAUGUUUGCGCAGAGCGUAGUUUCUGUAUCAAAUUUAUUGUCGCACUGUUACUGUUUCUGUAGCAGUAGCUGUGUGUAGCUGUUUUACGCUGCAUGUGCGUCCGCCCUCUCUUGUCGACGAGAAAUGAAUCUUAUGGUUAAGGAGGGGAAAGCGAAAGCACAAAUGGAAAUGCAUAAGAUUGAAAAUCUGAGGUUGAACUAGAACCGAGUCCCUCAAACAACAUCGAAAUUGAUUCCGAUGAUUAUUGUUUUGGGAGUCUCGAAGCCGAAACUGGUAUACUAUGUCCUCGUUUGGCGAAAUGGAAAUUCAACAAAAGUACGUACUUAGAUGAAUCCGGUAUAUUAGUUCGUCGAAAAUGUAAAUGAACAAGAAAGAGUGCACUUUGUAUUACUUCGCACAAAAAUCAAGUCUAAGUCUAUCAUGUCCAUAUCUCUAGCAUAAUCAUAUUCGAUUCUUCUAUUUUCUAGUGUAGUAGGAGAUCUUGAUCUUCUAGACCGCGUGGUGGCGUGCUCUAUUUUGCAAAUGACUGAUGAAAUAGAAACGAGUACAAUUUUCUAGGGUGGAUCACGAAUAGCAGUAACGCUAUUCUGUGACGUGUAACAAACAGUUUCGGUUUGAAAAAUGCCACAACUACAAUGCCAUGCAAUCUUUGCUGACUUCGAAUUUUUCUUGGUACUGCGUGCUUUUGAGGUGGAAGCAACUACAUGCAGAGCAUUCACUGAUUCGACGAUCGCUUUGUGAUGAGCCGCUAUGGAGUUGAU
Molecule: messenger RNA, 4434 nt
Organism: Amoebophrya sp. A120
Lineage: Eukaryota; Dinophyceae; Syndiniales; Amoebophryaceae
Source: the annotation of a GenBank genome assembly